GUAGUGGUGGCCGAGGAGAGUCUCAGUCAUCGCAUCGUAUUCUGUUGGUCACAGGCUCACAGCGUCAGCAACAAGUCUUUACUCUUUACCGUCACCUUGUAAAAUAUCUGACUUUGUUUAGUUUUAGCCUAACAUAUAUGAUCCUUCCACUAGUUUCGUUUAUAAAUAUCAUCCACCACCUACACCAAACACCACGUACUGGCUAGAUAACUAGCAAGCGAGAAAGAUAGAGAGAAAUAUCUGAGGAGAGGAAAAAGAAGAAGAAAGAAAAAGGAAAUGGGUUCUAUCUAUGGUGAUUCACAACCACACCAUGUGGUUCUCUUUCCCUUUAUGUCCAAAGGCCACACCAUCCCACUCCUCCACCUUGCACGCUUACUCCUCCAUCGCAGCCUCACUGUCACCAUCUUCACCACCCCAGUCAAUCGUCCCUUCAUCUUUGAGUCCCUCAAUGACACCACAGUCACCCUUCUUGACCUACCAUUCUCACACAAUGUGCCUGAUAUACCUGUUGGCAUUGAGAGCACAGACAAACUGCCCUCUAUGUCCAUGUUUCCUUCAUUUGCAAACGCCGCAAAGCUCAUGCAACCCGACUUCGAACGAGCACUCGAGACUCUUCCACGUGUUAGCUUCAUGGUCUCUGAUGGGUUCCUCUGGUGGACCCUAGAGUCUGCUUCCAAGUUCAACAUCCCGAGGUUUGUAUACUAUGGUAUGAACUAUUACUCUUCUUGUAUGGGUAGAGCUGUGGCUAUUGAUAGACUUCUCUUUGGACCUGAAUCAGACGACGAGUUGAUAUCAGUUCCUCCUUUUCCAUGGAUUAAAGUUACUAGAAAUGACUUUGAGCCCCCAUUUACUAAGCCGGAGCCAAAGGGUCUACAAAUUGAGUUCCUCAUGGAAGUAGUCAUAGCAACAGCGAAGAGCCAUGGUAUUAUAUUCAACAGCUUCUAUGAGCUUGAACCUUUGUUUGCUGAUUAUUGGAACAGUGAGUGUACACCCAAGGCCUGGUCUGCGGGGCCCUUUUGCCUGGCUGAGCCACCAAAAGGUAGCACUGAACCCCACAAUAAGCCUAAAUGGGUUCAGUGGCUGGACAAGAAGCAUGACCAAGGGAGCUCAGUUCUGUAUGUAGCUUUUGGGUCUCAGGCAGAGAUUUCACCUGCACAACUCAAAAAUAUAGCAACAGGGUUGGAAGAAUCUAAAGUGAAUUUCUUGUGGGUGAUAAGAAAGAGUGAGUCAGAGAUUUCUGAUGGGUUUGAAGAGAGAGUGAAAGAUAGAGGAAUUGUAGUGAGAGAGUGGGUUGACCAAAGGGAGAUUUUGAUGCAUGAGAGUGUGCAAGGGUUUCUUAGCCACUGUGGAUGGAAUUCUGUGUUGGAGAGCAUAUGUGCUGGGGUUCCAAUCAUUGCAUGGCCUAUGAUGGCAGAGCAACCAUUGAAUGCAAGAAUGGUUGUGGAGGAGAUAAAGGUGGGACUGAGGGUUGAGACAUGUGAUGGGUCAGUGAGAGGGUUUGUGAAGUGGGAGGGGUUAGAGAAAAUGGUGAAAGAAUUAAUGGAUGGAGAGAAGGGGAAGGAGGUGAGGAAAAAGAGUAAGGAGCUGGCAGAGAUGGCCAAGAAAGCUAUGGGGGAAGGUGGAUCGUCCAAGUGCACUUUGGACUUGCUCAUUGAUGAGACAUGUGGAAAGAAGACAUGAACAGGUGUCAACUGGAUCUAAUAAAGAUUCAACUAGCACGGAAUAAUCCGUGACUUCUUAACUCCAUUUAAUAUGUGUACCAUUUUAUGUUUACCUUUUGUUUUAUUUGGAGGUACCAUUUAAAAAUAGGGAUCUCUAUAAGGUUAAAAAAAAAAAAAAAAAAGGGUCACUAUAUAUAUUUCCUCACAUUUCUCACCGUA
This is a messenger RNA of Quercus robur (English oak), 1880 nucleotides long. Its product is annotated as UDP-glycosyltransferase 90A1-like. Gene Ontology annotation, molecular function: UDP-glycosyltransferase activity. The transcript has a single exon. The record is from RefSeq and is a predicted model, not a curated record. NCBI's taxonomy places the organism in Eukaryota, Viridiplantae, Streptophyta, Magnoliopsida, Fagales, Fagaceae. Bases 277 to 1680 code for a protein of 467 amino acids.